Molecule: messenger RNA, 3693 nt
Organism: Ixodes scapularis (black-legged tick)
Lineage: Eukaryota; Metazoa; Arthropoda; Arachnida; Ixodida; Ixodidae
Product: serine/threonine-protein kinase DCLK1
Exons: 17
Coding region: 130-1986 (618 amino acids)
Biological process (GO): protein phosphorylation; intracellular signal transduction
Molecular function (GO): ATP binding; protein kinase activity
Source: RefSeq, a predicted model, not a curated record
AUUGUAAUUCUUCCCUCACGAAUUCCGUGGUCGGCGUGAUGACUAAUCCUCGCGGUAUGGCUCAAUUUUAAAUUGGAAAUGACGAAGCCCGCCUGCAGGUCCGCCAACAAAGAAAGGUAGCGAGGGGCCAUGGCGACGGCGGCGGAGCACUGCCCGCUGUACGGGGACGAGUCGCAGUGCCGCCUGUGGCUGCCGCCCACUCCCCGGCGGCAGGCGGAGGGGCCCCUGGCCCCGCAGGGCAUGCGCACGAGCCUGCGCAAGCUGGCCGAGGGCCGCCGUGCACGGAGGCUCACCUUCUUCCGCAACGGUGACCGCUUCGACCGGGGCCUGGCCUACGCCCUCUCGGCCGAGAAGGUGCGCUCCUUCGACGCCCUCCUCGAGGACCUCACCCGCAUCAUGGUGGAGCUGCCCAUGGGGGUGCGCUUUGUGUUCUCCCGGGACGGCCGGGACAAGGUGACGGGGCUGGAGCAGCUGCAGGAGGGUGGCGUGUACGUCUGCUCGUCGACGGACCACUUUGUGCGGCUGGAGUACGGCCGCCAGGGACCCCCCCGGCCCCAGUGGACCCUGGGCAGGGCCACCAGGGGCAUCCCGGGCUCGGCCAGGGCGCCCGCGCCGGGCAACGCUCAGGGUGGCAGGGGCUUCGUGCGCCCCAAGCUUGUCACGGUGAUUCGGAACGGGGUGCGUCCGCGCAAGGCGGUGCGGGUGCUACUAAACCACCGGACGGCUCGCUCCUUCGAGCAGGUGCUCGACGACAUCACCCAGCUGGUCAAGCUGGACUCGGGCGCCGUGCGCAAGGUCUUCACCCUCAAUGCGAAGCCCGUGACUUGCCUGGCGGAUCUGUUUGGCUCGGAGGACAUCUUCAUUGCCUACGGCCUGGAGAAGCACUCGCACGACGACUUCGACCUCGACUCUGAAGAGUGGAAGAGCCUAAACGGCACGGUCCGGACCUCCGGUCGCCAAGAGCAGCGCUGGAUCGCAAACGGCCGGACGUCGCCCGCGUCGGAAGGGUCGUCUGCCGCGAGCUUCCAGAGCUCGGGGUCCCUGUCGCCGACGCCAUUGCGGCCCGCCCAGGUGCGCCUGCCCGAGGCAGUGGCCCGGCUGUACUCGCUGUGCGAGCUGCUGGGGGAUGGAAACUUCGCCCAGGUGUUCCAGUGCGUCCACAGGGACACCGGCGUGGAAUACGCCCUCAAGGUAAUCGACAAGGACAAGUGCAAGGGAAAAGAGCAGAUGAUAGCCAAUGAGGUGGCCAUCCUUCGACGAGUCCAGCACCGCAACAUUGUCCGGCUCGUGGAGGAGUUUGACUUUGACUCGGAGCUUUACCUGGUCAUGGAAUUGGUCAAGGGCGGGGACCUGUUCGACGCCAUAGCGGCAGCCAGCAAGUUCCCGGAGGCGGAGGCGGGGCGGCUGGUCUGGCACCUGGCGGGGGCCCUGGCCUACCUGCACGCCCUGUCCAUCGUGCACCGGGACAUCAAGCCGGAAAACCUGCUGGUGGGCGGGGGCGGCCUGCUCAAGCUGGCCGACUUCGGCCUGGCCGUGCAGCUGCCUCCGGGGGGAGAGCGCCUUUUCACCGUCUGUGGCACCCCCACUUACGUGGCCCCCGAGAUCCUCGCUGAGACAGGGUAUGGCCUGGAGGUGGACGUUUGGGCCAUGGGGGUCAUCAUGUACAUCCUGCUGUGCGGCUUCCCGCCAUUUGUCAGCCAGUCGAGCAACCAGGACGAGCUGUUUGACCAGAUCCUCAGCGGGAGGUUCGAGUUCAUGUCUCCCUACUGGGACGGCAUCUCUGCGUCUGCAAAGGAGCUGAUUCGGGGGAUGCUGCAAGUGGAGGUCUGCGAGCGCUUCACGGCAGCACAAGUUCUUGGGCAUCCCUGGCUGGAACACAGGCAGGAGGAGGGCAGCGUGCGGACCUCCUGGCGCAUGGACCUGCACCUGGAGGAUCGGCCCCGGUCUGCCAUCGAGGCCAAGGGGGCUGCCUCUGCCACGUCCUGACAUUUUGGAGGGCAGCCUCGAAGCACUUCGGCGUGGACGUCCCCGAGGUGCAUCCCUUCGACAUACUGAAGGAACGAAGAAGGCGGCGAAACCCCGGAUAGAGUUAACACACACUAUUUACUGCGCACAAUUAACGGCGAGAUAACCGUCACACACAACGAAGAAUCUUCCACAAAGUCGAGGUCGCGGGAGGAACAACCGGGACGCCGCUGCCGCACGGCCGUCCCGCCAACCCGCAAGGUCAUCACGCACAAACAACCUUGUACAAACUAGGGUCGGUCUAAUGCAGUGCAACGAUCUGUGUCGUAACUAGUCAGAAGUGUCGCGAUAAACCACGCAACCUCUUUUUUUUAUUAUUAUUAUUUUAUCGAGGUUCUUUAAUCAGUUCCUUCUCUCGUUUCACGUCCGUUUCUAACUCAUUCGAGACUCACACUUAUUUCGCGGAGCACUCUUUUAACGUUUUAUGCACAUUGUUUUGUUCUGGAGGGACGUCGAUGACCCUGUUCGCUCGACCGCUCCUUCUUCGCAGAACCGACGCCGAAAUAUAUCGGCGUCAUUGGUGACGUAGUGCUAAGGUCUACUGGCAGCCAUCCAGAUCCGAAAACGACUUCCAGAGUCUUGCGCCGUUUCAUGUUGAUUUUAUUGCAGAUUUUAUUUUUGGGCAUUCGGGGAGUCGGCGAAGCUUGCACAGCGAAAAUUGUCGGCUAAAGAGGAGUGGUCCGGUAACUCUAUGCUUGACUAGGCCCAGUUCAGAUCUUGGGCGUCUUGUGGUGCUCUCUAACCGACCGGUUUUUAUUUUUUAAGUGCUCCCUGGGAUACAGUCUCGGGCAUUAACCGUAGGGGUCGGUUGUAAGACGUGGCGGUCGUUGUGAUAGCAAAGUGCUCGAACGGGAAGAAACGCACGCUCAACUUUUUUUAGGGUAUCCCGAAAGCACCGCGUUAGACUGAAUGUGGAUCCCGGCCCGACACGACGUCACGGCGGACCGACAUUACCGCUCGAACGCCGAGGAAAGAGUGAUGCGCAAGGAGUGUGUGGAGAUGCUGCAAAAACAGUUUAGACCGAGUUUCCACGCCUUGUUCUUUCAGUCGCGGUAGGUCAACACCAUUUCACCGAAAAUCAUGCCUUUGUGUCAAGUCCCGGUAUAUGGUUUCUGCGUUUCAAGCUUUGCCAUCACUUUUUAGUUAUAUGUGCACGAACGAAAGAUGUGCUCUUUAUUUACCACUGCAUAGCUGUGCUAGAUACGUUUUUUCCCGUUUCACAUUUUUCGGCUUUUAAAUGUGCUAUGUUUUUAGUUGUAGAUUUUUAAACAGUUUUACUAGGUGCCUUUACAGAUGCCAACGAACUGCACCAUUUAUUAAAGUUAAAAUCGUAAUUUCUUAUUAUUUCUGUUCGCACUUUUAACGCUGGAAAAGGAUGUUUUGGAAACCGUACGAAGCGUCGAGUGGCCACCGCGUAGACGUGAAAACUUGGAAAAGUGUCGUUACCCCAUGUGCAUGUUUUCUACCGAACGUCGACUGUAGAACAUUUGUCCACGCUCGUGGCUUCCGUCUCGGCUGCGCCGAGCUCAACGCCUCGACCACGUCCUGCGAAGAAAAACGCAUCCAUAGUUCUUGAAAUUGUUGCGAAAGAGUCGAGCGAUUUGUACAGUUCUAAUAAUAAUUAAGAUGAUUUUAUACUUACAAUAAAUAUGAGUUAGGUGAACUAUA